CCCGUCAACGUCACCCACCGUCCCCUUCGUCCUCUGUUCCAACCCUCCCCAACCACGUCUACGCGUCCCGAGCCCUCGAAGUCAUCAGCAGCGCGUCCAGGCCAAUGAGCUCACGUCUGCCGGGCUAUUCGCCUGCAAGCAGCAGCUCAGCCUCGGCCAAUCUCGCACGCUCUCCUCCCAAUCGGCAAUCCGGUCAUGGCAGUGAAGGGCAUCCACGACCCUAUCGUGGUAGGAGCACGCCCUUUCCCAUCCCCGUAGGCAAGAGGACAGUGGGUGGAUUGGCUGCUGUAGAUGAGCAUGGAGGCGCUGAUAUGCUCUCGCAGCUCUUUGGCGAGGGAAAGGCUCAGCCCGCUGCACUGGGAAAGACGCGAUGCUACUGGGCCCUCUUUUCUACAGAGUCAGGCCCAUCGAAUCCAUACGACCUCACCUUCAUCUUCUGCGAUCCUGUACUACAGAACCAUUUGAACACUGAGGCAGAUCUCAUCAUCGGCAAGAGCUUCUUCGACUACGUACAUCCGGAACAAAAGGAGCAAGCACGAAGUGACCUAGCCCAAAUCGUCGCAAGUGGGACCUUGUUUGGCAGCGUAACAAGAUGUAGAUAUUUCCGAGUCCCUGCCAUCCGCGAGCAUCUAGGAUGUAAAAAGGCUGUACGAGUCUUGGGCUCCGCACUCGUCUGUGAAGAUGACGACUUCCUGACACUGGACAUCGUCCUCAACAUGGUGGGCGAAUCGUUGGCAUUGUGCUUCUUUCACGCUAUCAUCAACAAAUCUGUACAAGACAAUGACGAGGCAAACAAGACGGAUUGGACCAAUUGGUGUGGGACACCGCGUGCACUGUUCGACGUUGAACAAUGCAAUAAGCUCUGGGCAUCAGCUGCUACAAUACCAAGGGCUUUGUCACCUCAGACUCCUACAGCUUCCCACGUCUUUCAGAUCCUCUCUCUCUCUGCCGACGAGUCGCCUCCUGAGAUCAUCUUCAGCUGGCCCCCGGCCAGAUUCUACCCCGAUGACAACCCCUCUGGGCAGUACCCUAAUGCAACCACCGAGGCCUACGAGGACGGGAGCUACUUUGCCGACGAGUUCGCCCGUCUUGCGCAGGGUGUACAGACAUCACCCUCGGCUCGCACAGAGACAGGCCACACGGCGCGCAAUGGCGAACCUGGUACGAUUCAAGACGGAGCGAACACCUCUUGUACACGGCGCUUCAGAGCUAAGCAUACUCUUACUACAGAGGGAAUGUUGAGAUCCGUCGAAUCGGUACUGGUACCCUACGGUACCAUCCUGCUGGCCUGCUUCAAGACCAAGUAUCAGCAGAUUAUGAAUCGCAGUUACGGCGGGUCAUUGGGCGAAUUCUCGACAUCCAGCACCAGCGCACAAGCGUCCUCUUCUACCAGCUCAUCACCCUCUGUACGGCAUGGCUUCAUCGGCGCCUUUGCCCCAUCAUCCCAUGUGCCGCGGAGCGUCGAUGGGAGCCACAGUGGAGGCAAGCCCGGUAGCGUCUUGGGCAGCAGUCGUAGUCGAGGCUCUGGGGAUGGACAGUGGUCAGACGUGGGCUCACCUUGGUCCAUGGACACUGCUAGGGAGAGAUUGGGCGGUAACGGGGACAGCGGCGUGGCGGGAACUAGCAGCAGUAUACCCAUUGUCGCACCGCAAGGUGCUGCUCGUUACACAGAUGAUGAUAGUGAGGCGAGCAGUCCGCAGCGACAUGCGGAGGAAGUUCCGCCGUUGCAGAAGAAGCAGAAGAAGCGGAUGAGACAGAGCGAGCCUGGGUCGGAUGCCGUGGCAGGUCCAUCUCGAACGGUGGACAACGAGGCAACAAAGGCACAGAGUGAUGGAGCAGCAGAGGCCAACAAGAGAUGUAGUAGCUGUGGCACAGCGAACAGCCCUGAAUGGCGCAAAGGUCCUACAGGCCACAAGACACUUUGCAAUGCAUGUGGGCUACGGUUUUCUCGUUCCAUCAAUCGUCAACAGAAGAAGGCCGAAAAGGAGCGCGCAAAGGGCUUGGCUGCUGGCAAGACGCAUGCCCACGUACAUGUUCUUGAGGACGACGCGGAAGAAGACUCAAAGAGCGCGCUCGCAGGUCUGAGAGCAGUUGCUGGAAAGGGGAGGGGUGGUGAUCCCUUCAACGCUGCUAGUCUAGCGGAUCCUGCUCCUCCCUUCUAUUCAAAACCGAAAUCGCAUGCUCAGCAGCCUCAGUACACCCCUCCCGCAGGCGAAGGGUACGGGACUCACACUGCCCACCAGAUCGAUUCGAUGGGUUGGGGUCCUCCGCCAGGUGCCUAUGCACAUCACGCCGAGCCUCUGCACCUCCCUCCUCAUCACGGCAGUGCUCACGGGCAGAGGGACAGGGACCCGUUCAGACCCCCUUCACCUCAAUACCUCCACGCGUCUGGUGCUCACCCUGGCAGAGAAGAUGUCCCUGCUUCUGCAAGGAGUGGGAGCGGAUCUUCUGGUAGCGGGAGUGGGCGUCAUAAUGGAGGCGUUCGGCCGAGUGUGGGAGCGGGAGAGGGACGAGCAUAAAGUGUAGGAGAGUAGCUCAGCUAGUCAGUGUAAGCGACGCCGAAGCGCUGUCAAUCUAGAAGGAGGAAGGGAUGGAGCAGUGGAUCAUGCACACGGACUAUACCAAAGCACGAGACAAGGGCACGCAAGUAUUGUCUGCAAAUUUAGCUUGAAAUUGCCAUGCGCCGAGCAGGGGA
Molecule: messenger RNA, 2695 nt
Organism: Microstroma glucosiphilum
Lineage: Eukaryota; Fungi; Basidiomycota; Exobasidiomycetes; Microstromatales; Microstromataceae
Exons: 4
Coding region: 105-2519 (804 amino acids)
Biological process (GO): regulation of DNA-templated transcription
Molecular function (GO): sequence-specific DNA binding; zinc ion binding
Source: RefSeq, a predicted model, not a curated record